GGGUCGCAAUUUGUAUGCGCUGCUGGAGAAUGCAAUUUUAUUCAGAUAUUUGGCUAUAGACUGGAAGAUAUGAGAGAGAUCGCUGACGUUAGUGAGUUCUUUAUCGUCGGCGCAGAUGUGCAUCGACAUGUGCAAAAAUCGUUUUGCUACCGUACACCCACUAAAAUAUUAUAUAUAGGCUAUCUUCUAAAUAUAUUAAAACUUGUUGAAUUUUGUAUACACACACGUCUGCACGUUGGGUGAUAAAGAACAUUUGUCUGACUGCUCGAUCUUUUCAACAAGUUGAAAAAGAAGAUCUGAAGAUGGCUGCAAAAUAUUCAGACUGUGACGAAAUUACAGAAAAACUAGCUGAUAUUUCAUUAAAGCCAUCAGAAAAUGCAGCAAAGGAGAUUUCUCAGUCACCACCUUCCCAACCUGAACAAACAGGAACAAAAAAUAAGAAAAAGAAGAAUAGGAAAAAAUCUGCCAAAGCGGCAGCUGCAAUAAACGAUGAAGGUCAGAAUAAUUUGAAAGUUAAAUCUGUGGAUAUCAAAGAAAUUAUUAAAGCCCAACAGGAAGAAUCUGCUAGGCAGAAAUGGAAAUUUUGGAACACACAGCCAGUGCCAAAGCUAGAUGAAAAAGUAGAAGAGGUUGGAAAGAUAGAGGCUGACAAGGAUAAGAUCAAAGAAGAUAGUUACACGCUUCCUGCAGGAUUUGAAUGGGACACUCUGGAUCUUAAAAAUAGUGCCCAGUUGAAAGAAGUCUAUGAGUUAUUGACAGAGAAUUAUGUAGAAGAUGAAGACAAUAUGUUUCGUUUUGAUUACUCUGCUGGAUUUUUGCAAUGGGCACUGCAACCUCCGGGACAUUUCAAAGAAUGGCACUGUGGAGUUCGAGUGGUAAAAAAUAAGAAGCUUGUUGGUUUUAUCAGUGGUGUUCCAUCGAAAAUUAAAGUCUACGAACAAGUGGAAAAUAUGGUUGAAAUAAAUUUUUUAUGUGUCCACAAAAAACUUCGAGCGAAACGAGUUGCUCCUGUACUUAUUAAAGAAAUCACAAGGAGGGUCAAUCUGAAAGGAGUUUUUCAGGCAGUGUAUACAGCAGGAAUUGUCCUUCCUAAACCUAUCGCAACAUGUCGGUAUUAUCAUCGUUCUCUUAAUCCUAAGAAGCUCGUCGAUGUUCAGUUUUCACACAUUGGAAGGAAUCAAACUAUGCAACGCUUGAUCAAAUUGAUGAGAUUACCUACUGAUACGCAGACGAAAGGAUUGAGAGAAAUGAGAAAGAAAGAUGUAGCACAAUGUCAUACCCUCUAUCUGGAUUUUGUUAAAAAAUUUAAUUUGACCCAACUUUUUACUUUGGAAGAAUUUGAGCAUUUUUUCUUGCCACGACCUGGUAUUGUGCAGAGUUACGUUGUUGAAAAUGCAGAAGGUAAACUGACUGAUAUGUCAAGUUUUUUUUCUCUCCCAUCUUCAAUUAUGAGCCAUCCUGAUCAUUCAACUUUAAAUGCUGCUUACUCAUUCUACACAGUUCAUACAGAAACAAAUAUCACACAACUCAUGAAAGAUAUGCUUAUUAUAGCUAAACAGCAAGGCUAUGAUGUGUUCAACGCUUUAGAUUUGAUGGAUAAUCGACAAUUUUUGAAGGAACUCAAAUUCGGUAUGGGUGAUGGGAAUCUCAAUUAUUACCUUUUCAAUUAUAAAUGCCCUGUGAUAGAAUCUGAAAAAGUUGGACUUGUGUUACAGUGAUGAGCAAUAUCUGAUCUUGUAGUUUUUCUGACAUAAUUAUAAUGCAUGUAGAUGAUUUUUGUAACGUGUAGAUUUUACACAAAUAUGUGUUUAGAAAUAUUGAAAUGGGAAUCAAUAUCAUAGAUUGAAUUUGUUCGAAGUAGGCCAUGAGACAAGUUCUAUUUCAUUAUAAUUAAACUAAAUUUUGUUCUGGACUCUGGUGCAGAAAAUAUUUGAAACAGAAUCAAAGUUAAUCUAGGCUAUUCUAUACGUUCACUCACACUGCAAUGAGUGUUAAGGGGUAUAGGCGGCCAUAUUAUAAUCGUUGUUGAAUUAUUGAAGGCGUGUUGAUGAAGCUAGUUGAGAAUAUGAGGUAUUCAAUAUUUGACUGGUGAACAAUUUGUUUUGAAUGCCAAUUACCUAUGGACAUUUCCAUUUCCAGAUUAAUUGUGUGAUGUAUAUUGUCUUCCGCCAGGUAAUAUAUACUUUUGCCCCCUUACCUGUCUCUUGCUGCUUGAAAAAGACAAUAUAUAGCCAAUCACUUUGUCACAGGCUUUUUAUCACUGUGGUGUGUGAAAUACUGUAAUUGGAGACUGGAGUUUAUGGUUUUGAAUUGGUUGUCAUAAAUUAUUCAACCAUGGUCAGUGAGAGUUGUGCAAACCAGUAAUCUUAAUCCUGUGAAGCUAAUAUACUUAAUACCUAUUUAACUAUUAGGUAUUACUUAAUGUUAAUAUCCAUUAAUUUGACUAGUAUGCAAAGUAGUUUAUAACAGGGUUGUACUUUCAAGAUGCAUACGGAUUGCUACAUACUUUUAUAUAUGCAUUCCAAAAUAACUUGUCUGGAUAAUAAUAACAUAUUAAAUUGCCUAAUAUACAUAUUUAUGUAUAGGUAAUUGACGAAGUUUGACGUUACCCAAUUGAUAUUGUUGAAUUUUAAUUGUUUGAGUUUGUAAUGAAAAAGUAUCCGUAAUAUUUAACUGAUAUAUCUCUAUCAAGCAGGCACAGUAAAAACAUGGACUGUUUCUUCUAUAUUCUUCCCAUAGGUACUAUUCUUCAAGCAGCUCCUAUAAAUUAUUAUUUUGUUAAAAUUGAAGUAGCCUACUAUUUUUACUUAAAUUUGGAUGCCUCCUAUUAACAAAUAAAUUUUUUGCCGAGUUUUUGAGAAAUGAGUUCCAUGGUGAAUGUUGGAAAAUUCUUAGUUGCUCCAUUUCUAUUUAUGCUGUUUAUAUAACUGAUAUUACUUAACACUUUGUAUUAAAAUGUUUUUUUUUUCUGUUGCUACAAACUUCAAUCAUUUUUGUUGCCACAGCAAAGCAUGGAUGAUUAUGAAUAUUGAAAUGCAAUUACAAUUUCCAGCUAUUUGAUAUAAUCUUGUUAUUUGAUUUUAAAACAUUUCCAAGUACUGGUAGUUAUAUUUGCAUUAAUAACAAAAAAUUAUAAUUGAUCAGAAAUACAACCUGUAUUAUGAAGUCUAUGAUCAUGCUCCAUUUGUAAAAAUUAGACUUUCAAAUGUGAACGCAUAUUCUGUACCUGGAUUUCUCAAAUCACCUCAUGACAGCUUGUGAUAUUGGAAGGGAUAUUUUUAUGACAUGGUGUUGUCUAGCAAAGCAAGGUCUAGCCAUCUCUAAGAUAUUUAGAACCAGCCAUUCUUUAGUCAGCUAUUUUUCAGUAACAUAUUGCCACAAUAGAACCAAAUUAGCUUAUGGGUUGUUAAUGAAACCCCAUUUUUGUAAUUUGCAUAUCUGUACAGCCAAACCUUAUAAAGGACAUAAGGCACUACCUAAAAUCAAAACUAAAUCGGGUUCAGUUUUGAAACCUAGACCAGAAGAUGGCCACUGGUCCAAGAUGACGGAAAUUCAAAAAAAGUACACUUCUGAAAAAUGACUUUGGUUUUACUAUGAUGGUAUGAUUAUUAAUUAGGUUAUUAAUGAUGUAAUAUGAGUGAAACAGAUUUAGAUUGCUCGUGAACUUUUAUUUCGUAUCAAAUUGAACAAAAUGUGUAGUGAAACGGGUAUCAUAGAUAGUUCUUAGUCCUAUCAUUUUGCUCGAUCCUUAUUUCGAAUUUCACAGUAGCUAAUUUUUUUGUGCUUGAAUGUAUUAUGUAUGAUUCUUUCUUGUUUUUAUAAAG
This is a messenger RNA of Styela clava, 3824 nucleotides long. Its product is annotated as glycylpeptide N-tetradecanoyltransferase 2-like. Lineage: Eukaryota; Metazoa; Chordata; Ascidiacea; Stolidobranchia; Styelidae. Gene Ontology annotation, cellular component: cytoplasm. Gene Ontology annotation, molecular function: glycylpeptide N-tetradecanoyltransferase activity. Gene Ontology annotation, biological process: N-terminal peptidyl-glycine N-myristoylation. The record is from RefSeq and is a predicted model, not a curated record.